This is a messenger RNA of Malania oleifera, 842 nucleotides long. RefSeq lists its product as uncharacterized. The record is from RefSeq and is a predicted model, not a curated record. Bases 140 to 625 code for a protein of 161 amino acids. NCBI's taxonomy places the organism in Eukaryota, Viridiplantae, Streptophyta, Magnoliopsida, Santalales, Ximeniaceae. The transcript is spliced from 5 exons. Gene Ontology annotation, cellular component: chloroplast inner membrane; chloroplast thylakoid membrane.
GCUAUUCUUCGCCACGUCGUCGGAUAGUUUUCACCUCGCCUUCUCCGCCCUCGCUCUCUCUCUCUCUCUCUCUCUCUCUCUCUCUCUCUCUCUCUCUCUCUCUCGCUCUAGCUCUAGCUCUCUCUCCAUAGCUGAUUAAAUGGCGACCUCCUAUGCUCCUCUUUCGAUGUCAGGCAGACCUCGUCUUAAGGAACGUGAGCUUUGGUGCAAAAAUUCCCAUUCGUUUGGGAAAACACCAAUAUUGAAAAUUCAAAGGAGAUCAAACCAGUUGGGAACCAAUCACAAGUUAUCUGUUUGCGCUGAGUACAAUGAAGGCAGUAGAGGAGGAAGUGGAGAUUUUCUUGCUGGUUUCCUCAUUGGAGGUGCAGUGUGUGGAACCUUAGCAUACAUUUUUGCUCCGCAGAUUAGACGAUCCUUGCUGAAUGAAGAUGAAUACGGGUUUAGGAGGGCGAAGAGACCAAUAUAUUAUGAUGAAGGUUUAGAGCAGGAGACCAGGCAGACAUUGAAUGCGAAAAUAAGCCAGCUCAAUUCAGCCAUUGACAACGUAUCUUCUCGCCUGAGAGGUGGCAAUAAUUCACCUCAAGUUCCCGUUGAAUCUGAUCCUGAAGUUGAAGCUACCAUGUGAGGUUUUGUUCUGCUCGCUUUGCUUAUUAGCUAUAAUCUUUCUUUGAAUUAUUUUCUUGAGUCUUAGUUGGGGUAAAGAGAGUUAAAAAAGAGUGCCACAUGAUAUUUGUAGACUGGAUCUGAAUCCCAUGUGUGCUGUUUUGUUUUUUGGGUUGGAUUUUCUUCUACAAGUUAAAUUUCCAAAAUUUCAGUUUAUUGAAAAACUACAUGUGGCCUCA